Messenger RNA from Dioscorea cayenensis subsp. rotundata (Guinea yam), 612 nucleotides. Its product is annotated as photosystem II reaction center W protein, chloroplastic-like. The record is from RefSeq and is a predicted model, not a curated record. Gene Ontology annotation, cellular component: chloroplast; photosystem II. Lineage: Eukaryota; Viridiplantae; Streptophyta; Magnoliopsida; Dioscoreales; Dioscoreaceae. Gene Ontology annotation, biological process: photosynthesis. The transcript is spliced from 2 exons. Bases 93 to 482 code for a protein of 129 amino acids.
UGAACUAGUCCUGCAUUUCUAGCCUUCAAAACAAGCACAAAAACACCACCUUACCUUCUCCUCUAUCUCCCAAGAAGAAGAAGAAGAAGAACAUGGCCACCAUCACCACUCCAACUUCAAUCAUCUCAAGCACCAUUACCGUGCCUAAGGCGGCCGCCGCGUCUUCUCCAUCGGCAAUCCUAGGUUUGGCUGGAAUGAGAAUGAGAGGUGGGAAAGUGAGAUGCUCCUCAGAGAAGAAGGAGGUGGCACGGGCCGGGACCGGUGCAUCGUUGUUGGCGGCGGCGGCGGUGAUGGGUGCAUCGAACCCGGUGCUGGCGCUGGUGGAUGAGAGGAUGAGCACAGAGGGGACUGGACUUAGCCUGGGACUCAGCAACAAUCUGUUGGGAUGGAUACUGUUUGGUGUGUUUGGUCUUAUAUGGGCACUUUACACUGUGUACACAUCCACUCUUGAGGAGGAUGAGGAGUCUGGUCUGUCACUUUGAGUUGUUUCAGACUGGUGUUUCUAAGCUUGUGCUGAAAAGCAAAUGGAACAUGAAAGCUUGUGAAAUCUUUAUGAUGUAUUGAAAUAUAAGUUUGUAUCAUGGUCUGUAAUAAAUAUUUGGCAUGAAUUUA